UGCUGACUGAUGACGCCCUGAGGUCACGUGAUAGUUUCAUGUAGUGAUCGAUGGCCGAGGUCAGCGGCGCUGAUGGCCUGAUGUUCUCAGCAAGUUACGAACGAGCAUACAGAUUUACUACUAGCUACUGAGGCUCUUGCGAAUAGUCCUGACAAGACACUGGCAAGCAGCGUGACCUGCCAUGGGGUAUCUGUCACCAUCGUUGUACCUACUGGUUCUGGCUGUUCCGGUCGCCCACGUCCUCGUGGCUCCUUACACAAAGGUCGAAGAGAGCUUCACCUUGCACGCAGCUCGGGACGUGCUACACCACGGCUUUUUCUCACAACACGCCUUGGAACAGUAUGACCACCGGACAUUUCCGGGAGCUGUACCGAGGUCGUUCAUACCUUCGGUCAUAUGGGCAACCCUUAGCUUACCUUUGCUGAGGAUGGGACAAGCGACAGGCUGGGCAAAUAAAGGUCUAGAUGAACAGAUUGUUCUGAGGAUCGUUCUGGCCAUCCUGAACGGUCUGUCCGUCAUUCAUGUGGCAAAAGCUCUGAGCAGAAGAAACAGAUCUAGAUCGACGUCGAUCUUCUACCUCGUGUUGAGCCUCAGCCAGUUUCAUACGAUGUUCUACGCGGGGAGGCCGUUACCGAAUUUUACAGCCCUGCCUCUUGUCAACUUGGCAGUCUCUUACUUGAUGGAGGGUCUCACAACACGUAUGGAAUCCCCAGGCGGACGGUUCAACAGAGUAUCAAGAGCCGUCACAAUCCUCGCCCUUACAACGUCCAUCAUCCGGUCCGAACUCGCUCUCUUUCUAGGUGCCCUUUCUCUCUACCUCCUCAUUACCCGGAAGAUCUCCCUGCUCAAUCUUGUGACAUCUGGCCUGAUCGGAGGUGGAGGCGGAGCGGUACUCAGUACGGUGGUGGAUAGCUUCUUUUGGGGCAGGUGGACGUGGCCGGAAUUCGAAGCUAUUGUCUUUAAUGUCGUAGAAGGAAAGAGCGAACAAUGGGGGGUCUCGCCAUGGUAUUCUUACCUUCUGGUACAUCUCCCCAAGAUCACCCUGUUCAGCUUACCUCUCGCGCUGUACGCUCUGACGACCGGAGCAGCAGGUAGAGGGUUGGGUGGAAUGAUGGCGACGUGCAUCGUGGGGCUUGUUGGUGGCCUGAGUUGUCUAGCACACAAGGAAUGGCGAUUCAUCGUCUACGCCGUCCCGCUAGUCAACAGUUUGGCGGCUACCGGUGCUGCCCAACUUUGGGAUCGAGCAACCAAGCGCAAAUCGAUGAUGGACAAGCUGGGAGGAAUGAUAUUGCUCGGUGGAUUGGUGGUCAAUGUGGUCGUCACCAUCGGAUUGACGUAUGUGAGCGUCCACAAUUAUCCGGGUGGUGAGGCGAUCGAGGCAUUGAGACGGGUCGGAGCCACGUCGGGGCGGUCAGAACUGCGGGUAUUCUUGCCACCGAGCGUAUUACAGACCGGGGCGUCACGAUAUACCUUCGAGCAAGAUGACAACAGUCUACCCCGGUGGGAAUUCAAUCGGAUCGAGAGCGAGAGCUUGCAGACGCCCGCUCAGAUAUGGUCUGCCGGAUUUGACUAUACGAUCACCGACGAGAUCGACCGAUUCCUACAAGACGGAAGAUCCGAAUGGUAUAUGGUAGAAGCGAUCGAGUCGUUUGGUGGGGUGUCUCUGAAACCGACACCUGGGCCGGUUUGGAGUCCGCGCUUGUGGAUACUAUCCCGCGAAGCUGUGGCGAUAGAUGUAUGAUCUGAGCAGAACCUAGGAAUCGAGGAUCCUGAUAGGUUACAACAUUACAAGUUGUUUGACCAUCCACAACAAUACCAUAACAAGGCUUGAAUUUUUGGGGUAUCUCGCAGUUCGAGAUAAUUCGAGUUGCACCCGUGCUCGUUCACCAGACUUUCAAAUCGUCUGUUCGGGUU
This is a messenger RNA of Filobasidium floriforme, 1914 nucleotides long. RefSeq names its product Alg9-like mannosyltransferase family-domain-containing protein. Gene Ontology annotation, biological process: protein N-linked glycosylation. Bases 182 to 1741 code for a protein of 519 amino acids. Gene Ontology annotation, molecular function: alpha-1,6-mannosyltransferase activity. NCBI's taxonomy places the organism in Eukaryota, Fungi, Basidiomycota, Tremellomycetes, Filobasidiales, Filobasidiaceae. The transcript is spliced from 8 exons. Gene Ontology annotation, cellular component: endoplasmic reticulum membrane. The record is from RefSeq and is a predicted model, not a curated record.